Messenger RNA from Cylindrotheca closterium, 855 nucleotides. The record is from the annotation of a GenBank genome assembly. Lineage: Eukaryota; Bacillariophyta; Bacillariophyceae; Bacillariales; Bacillariaceae.
AUGAAUACAAACAAAGCGAUGAAAAUCUUUGUAAUGAAAAAAAUUGAUCAAGAUGAAAUUGAUGCUUUACUUGAAGAAGCGGAAGAAUUUAUUGAAAACUAUGAUGAUGAACACACCAAAAAUGUUGAAGAACAGACAGAAGACAGGAGUGUUGCAAGUAUUUAUGAACGAUUGAGACGGAGAAAUGAUGAUGAAAAUUCCAAUCAAGAUCCCAAUCCAAAUGACAAAUAUCAGAAUGAUGAGAAUUUAAAUGAACAGAUUCAAGAAAUUGAAGAAGACAUUCAAAAAGACAAAGAAGAUGUCGAAUCACUUAACGAUGAAGAACAAAUCAAAGAAACACGCAAAACAUAUGAGGAAAAUGACGAUUUAAUUGAUCAAAUUCAAGAUGAAAUCAAAGAAUGUGAAAAUCAAGUCAAUGAUGUUCGCAAAUUUGUGGCGAAUUUGGAUGAUAAUGAAAAUAAAAAUGAUGAAUCUGACAAUAAUUUGGACGAAUCAAGUGACAAUGAUAAUUAUAAAAAUGAUGAAGUGAAUAAACAGGACAUAUUCAGUGCAAGGAAAACCAGGAGUGUUCAUCCAGAUUUCAGAAGUAACACUGGAGGUGUAUUGACUAUGGGUGAAGGAGGAUUACAAAUAAUCUUGAAGAAGCAGAAGCUGAACAGUCGAAGUUCGACAGAAGCCAAAUUGAUUGGUGUCAAUGAUGCUGCGACACAGAUAUUGUGGACAAAAUUGUUUGUGGAAGCACAAGGUUAUCCUAUUGAAGGGAACAUCCUAUAUCAGGAUAUCAAGAGUUCUUUUCUAUUGGAAAAGAAUGGACUUGAUAGUGCUGGAAAGCGAAGCGGAGCUUUGAACAUUUGA